AUGGCCCUUAAGUUGUGGGAGCGCUUUUCCCAGGCGGAUAAUGUGUUCCAGGCACUUCGACCCCUAACAUAUAUUUCCCUUUUGGGCCUGGCUCCAUUUCGAUUAAAUCUAAAUCCUCGGAAAGAGGUGCAAACAUCGACGUACUCUUUUGUCGCAGGCAUAGUCCACUUCCUGUUCUUCGUCCUGUGUUUCGGAAUCUCUGUGAAGGAGGGCGAUUCCAUAAUUGGUUACUUCUUUCAAACGAACAUCACCAGAUUCAGCGAUGGAACCCUUCGGUUAACUGGCAUUCUGGCCAUGUCCACCAUUUUUGGUUUCGCCAUGUUCAAAAGGCAAAGAUUGGUCGACAUAAUCCAAAAUAACAUCGUGGUUGACGAGAUAUUCGUGAGGCUGGGCAUGAAGUUGGACUACCGAAGGAUACUUUUGUCCAGUUUCCUUAUAUCCUUGGGCAUGCUGCUGUUCAACGUCAUCUACUUGUGUGUGAGCUAUAGCCUAUUGGUCAGUGCCACAAUCUCGCCCUCGUUUGUGACCUUCACAGCCUUCGCCCUGCCGCACAUCAAUAUCAGCCUGAUGGUCUUCAAGUUUCUUUGCACCACGGACUUGGCCAGGAGUCGGUUUAGCAUGCUAAACGAAAUCCUCCAGGACAUCCUAGAUGCCCAUAUCGAGCAACAUAGCGCCUUGGAACUCUCGCCCAUGCACUCGGUGGUAAACCACAGACGGUACUCACAUCGCCUACGAAAUUUAAUCAGCACCCCCAUGAAGCGGUACAGUGUUACCUCUGUAAUACGCCUGAAUCCAGAGUACGCCAUCAAACAGGUGUCCAACAUUCACAAUCUACUCUGCGAUAUUUGCCAGACAAUCGAGGAGUACUUCACAUAUCCGCUUCUUGGCAUUAUUGCCAUAUCUUUUCUGUUCAUUCUGUUCGACGACUUUUACAUUUUGGAAGCUAUGCUGAAUCCAAAACGCUUGGAUCGUUUUGAGGCCGAUGAAUUUUUUGCCUUUUUCCUCAUGCAACUUAUAUGGUAUAUAGUGAUCAUCGUACUAAUCGUGGAGGCCAGUAGCCGCACUAUUAUGCACAGCAAUUAUACAGCCGCAAUAGUGCACAAGAUCCUGAACAUCACCGAUGAUCCGGAGCUAAGAGAUCGUCUUUUCCGACUCUCCUUGCAGCUGUCGCAUAGGAAGGUUCUUUUCACAGCCGCAGGACUUUUUCGUCUGGAUCGCACGCUUAUUUUCACCAUUACUGGCGCUGCUACUUGCUACCUCAUUAUACUCAUCCAGUUUCGUUUUACGCAUCACAUGGAUGAGACCGGCUCUAAUUCAACAAUCCACUCUCACUCUCACCUUGGCGAUUAA
Messenger RNA from Drosophila elegans, 1350 nucleotides. RefSeq names its product putative gustatory receptor 28a (gene Gr28a). Gene Ontology annotation, biological process: sensory perception of taste. Bases 1 to 1350 code for a protein of 449 amino acids. The record is from RefSeq and is a predicted model, not a curated record. NCBI's taxonomy places the organism in Eukaryota, Metazoa, Arthropoda, Insecta, Diptera, Drosophilidae. The transcript is spliced from 3 exons. Gene Ontology annotation, cellular component: axon; neuronal cell body; dendrite.